This is a messenger RNA of Halichondria panicea, 1331 nucleotides long. RefSeq names its product xaa-Arg dipeptidase-like. The transcript has a single exon. NCBI's taxonomy places the organism in Eukaryota, Metazoa, Porifera, Demospongiae, Suberitida, Halichondriidae. The record is from RefSeq and is a predicted model, not a curated record. Gene Ontology annotation, molecular function: dipeptidase activity. The coding region runs from base 71 to 1252 and encodes 393 amino acids.
UUUGGAUUUUUGUUUUGGUAAAGAUCGUUAGAUCUGGAUCUAAUAUAAUAACAUGUAGAUCUAAAAUGCAAUGGCCUUAAAGAAGAAAGUAGCUAGUAUGGUAGUCGACAGUAAAGCACAGGAGCUUUCUCAGCUCAGUAGUGAACUACACAGAAACCCUGAGCUUGGUUCUGAAGAGUUCAAGGCUCAUGAAUUACUGACAAAUUUCCUUGAGAAGGAAGGUUUCACUGUAGAACGCUCCUACACUGGUAUCGAAACAGCUUUCAGGGCCACCUUUGGCUCUGGGAGACCCAAUGUGUGUGUGAUCUGUGAGUACGAUGCUCUGCCUGAAAUCGGUCAUGCAUGUGGACACAACCUCAUAGCAGAGGCUGGAAUUGCCGCUGGUUUGGGUUUGAAAGCUAUUCUAGAACCGAGUGAUGCCUCGAAGGGAACAGUAAUUGUGAUGGGCACUCCUGCUGAAGAAACUACUGGUGGAAAAUUAAAUUUGAUAGAAAAUGGAGCCUUCAACGAUAUUGAUAUUGCCAUGAUGGUCCACCCUUUUCCUCUGAAUAUUGUUCAACCGGACUUUAUCUGCUCAGCUACGAGAAUUGUUACUUACACUGGCAAGGCGGCCCACGCUGCUGCAUUUCCCUGGGAAGGAGUGAACGCACUGGAUGCAGCUGUGAUGGCCUACACCUCUAUCUCUGCCCUCAGACAGCAAAUGAAGCCAACUUGGAAAGUCCAUGGAAUCAUCACCAACGGAGGAGCCAAACCAAACAUCAUACCAGAGAAAGCUGCUAUGGAGUACUAUAUUCGAGCACCAACUAAAACUGAACUUGUUACACUAGUUGAAAAGGUUACUUCAUGUUUUGAAAGUGCUGCUUUGGCAACUGGAUGUCAAGUGGAAAUAAAUACGCCUUGUGCAGAUUUCUUGAAUAUUGUUCAUAACCCAACUCUUUCCGAUCUCUACCUGAAGAAUUUGACAGAGCUAGGAGAGAAAAGCACAGAGAUGAUAUCUGAUUCUCCUGUGAAAGCCUCUACUGAUAUGGGUAAUGUCUCACACGUUGUACCCUCGAUUCAUCCCAUAUACGCUAUCGGCUCCGGUGAAAUGAACCACACUCGAGAAUUCACUGCCGUGACCAACACCCCUGAGGCGCACACAGCUACUCUGACUGCUGCCAAGGCCAUGGCUCACACAUGCAUCGAUGUGCUCACUACUAGCGGACUGUUAGAGAAGAUAAAGCACGAAAAACAAACUACAAAUGUUAGCUGAUAAUAGUCAUUCAUUUUUGUGGUGCCGUUGCCCGCUCAUGAAAAGCAGUUGUCUACUUGCAUGAACUGCAGCACCCUCA